Messenger RNA from Aegilops tauschii subsp. strangulata, 2096 nucleotides. RefSeq lists its product as uncharacterized. Lineage: Eukaryota; Viridiplantae; Streptophyta; Magnoliopsida; Poales; Poaceae. The record is from RefSeq and is a predicted model, not a curated record.
UCCCUCCUUCAUAUUUACUCCCCCCUUUCCAGCCGUUAGCGCUCUCUCGUUCCGAUUCGCCACUGCCGCCGCCCUAAACAUCCCCCUCCCCUCCCCCUCUCCUCUCCCCGCGACGGAGGAGCACGGAUCGGCGGCCAGGUGAGGUAGAUCGGAGCAGUAUAAGAAAUUUUCUGCCAAGGUUGGUUAGUUGAUAACAAGCACGCAGGCACAAUGGCUGCUGAAGUUGGGCAGCCGUUCAGUGGAUGGACGCACUCAGAUUCGCCCUACAACGACCUCUGCACACAGGACGAUUCAGUUCAGAAAAUGGUACUUGAUCAUGGUUCGGUAUCAUUUGGUAGAUUUGCAGAAGAGUCUUUGUCAUGGGAGAACAGAUCAGUAUUUGAACACAACAGACGUCAGGAGGAGAUAAGCAAACUCACACUGCCUGGUUUAGUUGCACAGAAGAAGGCAUUUUUUGAAGAAUAUUACAAGAGGAAGGCUCAGAAAGCUAAACUUCUCACCGAAGCCACAUUGGAAGAAAGGAGUGAUGGCGACACUCUGGACCAUAGCAUGCAGGAAGAUAAUUCACAUGCAGUUGUUCCCGAAGAUCCUGUGGAUACUGCUCCAAGCUCCAGUUGUCAACCAUCUACUGGAGUGAGCUCAUCGGAUGAGAAUAAACGCUAUGAACCCCAUGGGCUAGGAUACUUGACAUUCAAUCCUCUGUUUUCUCGGAUAACAGGGUCGCAAGGUAUUCAAGAUGAGGAGGCAUCUAGUACUGCUCAAAAUCAACAUGUUGAUGGUGAGUUUCGGUGCGCUACGCGCACGAGUAGUAAACAUGGUCUCAACCAGGAAACCGUGGACAGAAAGGUUCUUGCACCAAAGCAUGUGGUUUCAACUGAUUAUGGUGAAAGUAAUGUUGCUGCGUCGAGAAUUAGCUUGCCUAUAGCAAGUUUGAAAGCUGGUGUUAAGAAACAGGAGCCAAGAAAGAGCAUAGCGGCAGCUGUCAUUAACGGGUUGACAAAGGGGGCCAAGGACCCAUCAAGUUGUCUUAUCCAAAUUCCGAGAGUACAUUUAAGAAGAAACUCAGAAAACAUGAACUCUGAAGGCUUAAAGGAUCCUUUCCACAAGAGGGUUGAGAUGAAAUUGCGUGCUUUAUCUGAUAGGAUGAGUGCUGAGAAAGCUGCUGCCUCUUCUAGAUCUUCUCCGUAUCAAAAUGCUGAUAGAGCUGCCAUUUCUUCCAGAUCUGCUUUGUGCCAGAACACUGAUAGAGUCAUUGCACCAUCUAAAUCAGCUACACAAGCUUCUCACAAGUUUUUGAAAGAAGUACAGCCUGCAGCUACCCUUCCUCGUACAAAUUUCUACAACAAGGGAUUGUCUGUUUCUCAUGUUGCCUCUAGCAACAGCAGUAAUACUGGGAAGCUGGCUACUAGAAGCUCAGUUAUGCCCAAUUCACUUCAAAAUAAUGCAAAACCCUUGCAGGCUGCUCAGGUCGCAUCGAAAAGAGGCGCAGGUCUUACCAGUACAAGCAAUGGAUCGCAGAACAAAAGGAAGCAGCUGAGCACACCAGCGGCAUCAGUUGGAAGUAGCCGGAUUAGAGGAUCUAUGCACAUAUCUGCACCAACAAGUGCAAGAAGUAGCAGCAGCGGCAUCCGACCUUACAAAGCUGCAAAGGCACCCCGGAUUUCGAACGGGAGGAACGCAGCGGUUAAGACUGAAAUGAUGCAGAAGUCCACAACAUAUGAAACCCAUUCUGUUGGAGGAAGGAAUGCUUUGUCAGAAGUUACUGUAAACGGCAACGAACAAAACAGAAAGGUAAUCUUGUCGCGUGAUGGCAAGAGGAGCAACCUGGCGUGUAAGAGCAAGCCAAGACAGGAGAGGCCGCGAUGGCGAUGACGCGCCACUUGACGAGCAGUUUGAGAUGCGCGAGUUGGCACGGUUACUUGGUUGUAUUGUUGUCCAAGGGCCUUCUCUGAACCUCGGUAUAGUAUUAAGGCUGUAUGUUAGGCAUGAUGUUUUGCUGCUGCUUGUGACCUCUAUUCUACCAUGAGGCAUGAUAUAUAAUUCUUGUGUCGAGUCCAGAGCAAAGAAAGAACAUGGAAGGCAGCGCUGUUUCGCCA